AAAAAGAAGUUUUCGAUAUCUAAGAAUAAUAAUACAAAAAAAUAUUAUGGCUGCAGUAGCUUCUUUUUUGUAUUUUGCCAUAAUGGCGGAAGUAUUUGCUACUAUUGCCGCGACAGAUUAUUGCAAUGUGAAGUCGUGCACGUAUAAAAAAGUAAACGUUAAAGAUCAUACAAUGUGCAAGUAUACCUCACCAAAUCCAGCGGCAGCUUGUGGACAAGGAUCUACUUUUGGUCUUAGUAAGGUUCAGAAAGAUGAAAUAGUAAGUACGCACAAUCGAUUGAGACAAAAAGUCGCAUCAGGCCAGGAAACCAGAGGAGCUCCAGGUCCACAACCUGCGGCAGUUAGCAUGCCAGACUUAACCUGGGAUGACGAAAUAGCAACGAUUGCACAAAGAUGGGCCAAUCAAUGCAAUUUCGAUCAUGACAAAUGCAGAGAUGUGGAUAGAUUUCAAGUUGGUCAGAACAUAGCCGAAUAUUCCACUACGGGCAAACUGCCCAGUUUGUCAAAAAUGAUUAAAAAUCAAUGGUACGAUGAAGUAGAUAAGUUUAAUGGAAAUAAAAUGGGCCCAUAUAAAUUUGACAUGGAUACAGGCCAUUAUUCCCAAAUGGUCUGGGCUGACACGACGAAAAUCGGUUGCGGACUAGCAAAGUAUAAAGAAGGUGUUUGGAAUGUGCAUUACUUAGUUUGCAACUAUGGUCCAAGUGGAAAUUUUCCGGGUCGGGAAGUAUAUAAACAGAAAUAAAUCUGUCCGACAAAUAAUGAAAAUAAAAUGAAAAAAGCAGCACAGAAACGUAUGGAAAAUGUACACAAGCAACGUUACAUUUUAUCGCUAAAAAUAUAUAAUUAUAAUUCUUAUAUAAUAAUGUCAAUAAAGAGACAUAUAAUAUUCUUCUCUUUCUUUCCUCUUUUUUUCUUUUUUUUUAAUAAUAUCGUUUGAUAACAAGAUUUUCAAUAACUAUUAAAUGUAGUGCCUUUUAAUAUCAGGCAAAUAUAACAGUAGUCAGUACAUAUAAUUUCUGUUAUUAUAAUGUAUUUAAUAAUAAAGAUAUGCAAUAAAUAAAUAAA
Molecule: messenger RNA, 1065 nt
Organism: Wasmannia auropunctata (little fire ant)
Lineage: Eukaryota; Metazoa; Arthropoda; Insecta; Hymenoptera; Formicidae
Product: venom allergen 3-like
Exons: 5
Coding region: 47-742 (231 amino acids)
Cellular component (GO): extracellular region
Source: RefSeq, a predicted model, not a curated record